AUACCUUGCAGCGCAAUGGAGAAGGAAACCAAGCCAGCCGCUAUCCACAAUCCUCCAAUAUUGAUGAGUGAGGGAUUAGUUAAGUACAUUCUGGAGAGCGGUGUUUACCCGCGCGAAUCAGAGCCUCUAAGAGAGUUGAGGAAUGCUACUGAAAACCACCCUCUGAACUUUCUGGCCUCUUCCCCGGAUGCGGGUCAGCUCAUGGCAUUGCUCUUGAAGCUCCUGAAUCCGAAAAAGACAAUUGAAGUUGGAGUUUUCACUGGCUACUCCCUUCUCCUCACUGCGCUUAACAUUCCUGAUGAUGGAAAGAUUAUAGCGUUGGAUCCAGACAGAAAUUCUUACGAAAUUGGGCUUCCGUUCAUCAAGAAGGCCGGCGUGGAGCACAAGAUUCAGUUCUUGCAAUCACCAGCUCUGCCAGUUCUGGAUAAACUCUUAAAAGAUCCGGCAAACGAUGGAAGCUUUGACUUCGCGUUCGUGGAUGCGGACAAGAACAACUACUGGAAUUACCAUGAGAGGCUGAUGAAAUUGGUGAGGAUCGGAGGGAUAAUCGCGUACGAUGACACACUUUGGGGUGGAAUGGUAGCGAUGGCGGAAGAGGAAGUUCCAGAGGACAAAAGGGAAUGGAGGAAGCAAGCAAUUGCCUUCAACAAAGCGAUCGCGGCUGAUUCUCGUGUGGAGCUCACGCUCGCCUCCGUCGGCGAUGGCCUCACCAUCUGCAGGCGCCUUCUCUGAUUUUAAAUUUUCGUGCCAAUCUCUUUGGGAUUACCAGUAACCUUCCUACGCACUUUCGGUAGUAAAUGGGGAUAGUUGGAGCUAGAGCCCAAAAUAAUGUAUAGCAAUAAAUUGAAUAUUUCAUGUUCACAUGAUCCUACCGUAUAUAUGUGCUUGUGUAUUUAUAAAAGCCAUGUAAAAUAUAUAAGAUCAUUUUGUGUUAAAUUACUCAUAAUGUUUGUUACCGGGGUCAUUUUAAUGAUCGCUCCGUAUCAUUUAGUACUUUGUUUGAAUACCUGCAUAUAAA
This is a messenger RNA of Neltuma alba, 1018 nucleotides long. Its product is annotated as probable caffeoyl-CoA O-methyltransferase At4g26220. Gene Ontology annotation, molecular function: O-methyltransferase activity; S-adenosylmethionine-dependent methyltransferase activity. The record is from RefSeq and is a predicted model, not a curated record. The transcript is spliced from 5 exons. Bases 16 to 732 code for a protein of 238 amino acids. NCBI's taxonomy places the organism in Eukaryota, Viridiplantae, Streptophyta, Magnoliopsida, Fabales, Fabaceae.